AUGAAGUACUUGGCUGCUUAUUUGUUAUUGGUCCAAGGUGGUAACGCUGCUCCAGCUGCUGCUGAUAUUAAGAAGGUUGUCGAAUCUGUCGGUGUUGAAGCUGAAGAUGCUCGUAUCCAAGCUCUUUUGACCUCUUUGGAAGGUAAGGGUUCUUUGGAAGAAGUUAUCGCUGAAGGUGAAAAGAAAUUGGCUACCGUUCCAGUUGCUGGUGCCGCUCCUGCUGGUGGUGCUGCCGCUGCUGGUGGUGAAGCUGAAGCCAAGGAAGAAGAGAAGGAAGAGGAGAAGGAAGAGUCUGAUGACGACAUGGGUAUGGGCUUGUUCGACUAA
Molecule: messenger RNA, 327 nt
Organism: Zygosaccharomyces rouxii
Lineage: Eukaryota; Fungi; Ascomycota; Saccharomycetes; Saccharomycetales; Saccharomycetaceae
Gene: RPP2B
Product: ribosomal protein P2
Exons: 1
Coding region: 1-327 (108 amino acids)
Biological process (GO): cytoplasmic translational elongation
Cellular component (GO): cytosolic large ribosomal subunit; ribosome
Molecular function (GO): structural constituent of ribosome
Source: RefSeq, a predicted model, not a curated record